Molecule: messenger RNA, 318 nt
Organism: Dibothriocephalus latus
Lineage: Eukaryota; Metazoa; Platyhelminthes; Cestoda; Diphyllobothriidea; Diphyllobothriidae
Source: the annotation of a GenBank genome assembly
UUUCUCAGCGCGCUGUUCGCAGCCGUCGCUCCCGCUGACAGCAGUACUGCCUGGAUCGGCCUUCGGUCAGAUUCGGUGCAAUGGACCGACUAUCAUGACAUCACCUUCCUGCAUUACUCCCUGGGCUAUCUGGAUGACCAACAGCCGGAGAACCGGACUAAUAUAAUGUCCCAACUGGUGGUCAGGGUAAUGCUUGGCUGCAUGAAGGCAAAUGAAUCCGAAACAGUCAGUUACUCCCAAAACGUUGUUAUCCCCGUCCGCUAUUUUAGCUUGACCGGCAUCAGCCUUGCAGGUGGUCACCCUUUUCGGGACCCCUAG